Molecule: messenger RNA, 1489 nt
Organism: Aspergillus wentii DTO 134E9
Lineage: Eukaryota; Fungi; Ascomycota; Eurotiomycetes; Eurotiales; Aspergillaceae
Product: glycosyltransferase domain-containing protein
Exons: 2
Coding region: 34-1446 (470 amino acids)
Source: RefSeq, a predicted model, not a curated record
AUAAUUCUCAACUUUUUUGCUUACCCUGGGUUUAUGAACGUGCAUUCCACGAUGCGAGGGAUGAAUCAGAUUGUGUUUGCUACUUGCCUCAUUUUCCUGGUGUCAAUUACAAUUAUAUGGAAAAAUGCUUCAGAGGGACGGAUUUCUGUCUCGAAAGCGUUCCUCAGUAGACCUGGAUAUCAGCAGUUGCGAACACACCUUCUUAUGCCCGCAAACAAGGCCAACAGUGGGCUGUGUCGAACAUUAACAUCGGCAAUGAUCAAUGAUUACCCUCCACCGGUACUACUCAACUGGGGACUUAAUGAAGGAGACCCCGCUAUGAAUGGAUACGACAUGACAACAGGAAAGAUAUGGGGUGUCCUGAAAUAUCUCCGAUCACUACCCCGGGAAGCUGAAAAUGACAUUGUCAUAACAAUUGAUGCCCAUGAUGUCGUGUUUCAACUGCCCCUUCCAAUCCUUCUGUCACGGUAUCAUGGCAUCAACAAUCGUGUGAAUGAAAGACUUGCCAGGCAGCAUGGCCUGGACGUAGUCAAGCAGAAAAAUAUAACGCAAACUAUUAUCAUGGGCGCUGAAAAAUACUGCUGGCCCUUGGACCACCGCCACCCCGCAUGUUACGCAGUGCCUCCAUCGCCGCUACGGCCCGAUGCAUACGGUAAAGACACGGAUAAGUCAACUGAAACAAACCGACCUCGCUGGCUGAAUUCCGGCACUAUAGUUGGCCCUGUCCGCGAUAUGCGCUUUCUAUACGAGUGGGUGCACUUGCUGUGGAGAGCGUACUACACGCGGGGCGGCGACCAGGAUUACUUCAGCUAUAUUUAUGGUAUGCAGGAACUAGGACGACAGAAGCUACGUGGAACCCAUGAUUGGGUAUUCGGUUUCAAUGAAUCAUUUGAUGAGAAAGACUUUGUGCCGACUCAUCUACCCGUGGAGCACACAGAUUACCAUCUCGGCCUUGACCUAGGGAGCGAAAUCUUUCAGGCCGUCAACAAAGCCUGGGAGGAUCUUUCACCUGUGGUACAUGAAAACAACACGCUUGUUGAUGAGCGAGACCGUGUUCAUGGGACUGCCAGUAUAUACCAGGAGCAUUUCCGAUACGCACAAGAUCUCAGUGAAAUUGCAUCUCCAUUUCAAGAUCUAAAGGGCACCGAAGCAGCAGAGACUGAACACCUGCUCAAUAUUAAUUGGCGUGGAGUGCCCCUUUUUACCAAUUUCAACUCCCGAUCUAUUCCCGUGGCCAUGCACCAUAAUGGCGACAAAAAGAAGAUGGAGGAAUGGUGGCAUCUGCUGUGGUGGAAAGGAAGGGGAAGGGACAUGAAAAACGCUAAAGAAAGAAAAAUGGGGAAGUCUGGAUUUUGGAUUUCAACUGAUUCCGGUCAUAGACUAACAUGGGACCAAAUCUGCGCUGACCACCAGGCGUCUGUUUUUGUGCAGAAAGAAAGUACCUGAGUCAAAGUGCUAGCAGCUGAUAGGUUAGUGACUCCAUAAAUGU